AUGGAGCGAUUUGAGCCUAGCCGAUUAAAAGCUGAAAUCGUAGUUUCGAUUGGUUUGGAUCUCGGAACAUAUGGCAGUAGCAAGCUCACACGUGCUCAAAAAAGAAGGCAAAAGGUGGAUCCUGAGCUCACAUGGCGUGAAGAACCUGAAUUCACGAGUUUGAAUCCGAAUGCUGGUGAUGAUGACCAAGAUCUGAACAUGGGAAUCCAAUAUGAAGACGUCCCUGAAGAAACCUUUGGUAAUAGUCUUCCUGGUUUUGAACUUUUAUGUUUCUAG
Arabis nemorensis is the source of this 276-nucleotide messenger RNA. NCBI's taxonomy places the organism in Eukaryota, Viridiplantae, Streptophyta, Magnoliopsida, Brassicales, Brassicaceae. The record is from the annotation of a GenBank genome assembly.